AUGGAGGGGACAAUGCUGACGGCAGAACAGGAAAAGCCACAGAAGCGGGUGAGGUUCCGCGUGGCUUCAGGGAACAGCGGCCGGGUUCUAAAGGAGAUGUUCAAAGAUGAGGGGCCCUCAGACUCCCUGGAUUCAGACUGUACCAGCAGCUCUGACGCUGAACGGGCCAGUACUCCCUCUACAAGUGGAGAUGCACACGGACACCUGUACCUGGGCUCUGAGCUGGAUGACAGUGAGAGUGAACCUGAUGAACUGCUCAUGUACGCAGGGGCCACCAAGGACUGGACAUUCACCACCAAGAGGGUCAACAUACUCAGUAAAAAUGGGACUGUGAGGGGGGUCAAACACAAAGUCAGCGCAGGUCAGACGCUGUUUGAAAACCUUCCCGAUUCCAACAGUUUAUCUCUUGAAUUUGGGCGGAUAGUGAUCUACACUACAGGUUUCCGUGUGGUGAGGACCACCUUUGAGCGCUGCGAGCUGGUCCGGAAGAUCUUCCAGAACCACAGGGUGAAGUUUAUGGAGAAGAACAUCGCUCUGGACUGUGAGUACGGGAAGGAGCUGGAGGAGCGGUGCAAACGUGUGGGAGAACCUCCUUCAUUACCUGUUGUGUUCAUAGACGGACACUACCUUGGGGGUGCUGAGAAAAUACUAGACAUGAAUGAAUCAGGAGAGCUUCAAGAUCUACUGACAAAAAUUGAGAGGGUACAGCAGCCCCAAACGUGCCAGACCUGUGGGGGCUUUGCCUUCAUCCCGUGCCUGAUGUGCCAUGGCAGCAAGAUGUCCGUGUACCGCAACUGCUUCACGGAUUCCUUCAAAGCCCUAAAGUGCACUUCCUGCAACGAGAACGGCCUGCAGCCGUGUGUAAGCUGCAGUGAGUGAGGAUGUUAAGUGCCUGACCCAACAUCCUUCCUUCCUUCCUCCUCCAGGACCCAA
Molecule: messenger RNA, 933 nt
Organism: Thunnus maccoyii (southern bluefin tuna)
Lineage: Eukaryota; Metazoa; Chordata; Actinopteri; Scombriformes; Scombridae
Gene: grxcr1a
Product: glutaredoxin and cysteine rich domain containing 1 a
Exons: 4
Coding region: 1-879 (292 amino acids)
Biological process (GO): sensory perception of sound
Source: RefSeq, a predicted model, not a curated record